Malassezia globosa CBS 7966 is the source of this 2145-nucleotide messenger RNA. RefSeq lists its product as uncharacterized. The transcript has a single exon. Gene Ontology annotation, molecular function: glycerol-3-phosphate dehydrogenase (quinone) activity. Gene Ontology annotation, cellular component: glycerol-3-phosphate dehydrogenase (FAD) complex; mitochondrion. Bases 1 to 2145 code for a protein of 714 amino acids. The record is from RefSeq and is a predicted model, not a curated record. Lineage: Eukaryota; Fungi; Basidiomycota; Malasseziomycetes; Malasseziales; Malasseziaceae. Gene Ontology annotation, biological process: glycerol-3-phosphate metabolic process.
AUGAUCCGUUCAUCAGUUUGGCGGUUCUCGCAGAAGGCGUCGUCUGCUGCUGCCUCGGCUGCGACUGGCGCAUCGGCGAAGGGAGCGCAGCGGAAGCGCGCAGCAGUCCUGAUUACUGCAGCUGCCGUCGGCGCUGGUUCCGUCUUUGCGUUGACUCGCAGGCCCAAUGAUUGGGAUGAGUAUGCCCUGCCGCAUGAUGUGAGUCCGCAGCAAUUCUGGUCGCCACCGACCCGCUCACAGAUGAUCGAGGCCCUGAAGCAGUCAUCAUCGCGCAUCCUGCGUGCUGACGGCAGUCUCGAGCAGGCAAAGUCGCUUCUGAUGCCAUCGCAUGAGGCCGUGGGCCACAGCCCCAUUCCAGAAGUCGAGCAUGCAUAUGCCGACGUGCCAGAGCACGACGAUGAUGGCUUCGACUUGCUUAUCGUCGGUGGCGGUGCCACAGGUGCCGGUGUUGUGCUUGAUGCUGCGACGCGUGGCCUCAAGGUCGCUCUUGUCGAGCGCGACGACUAUGGUGCUGGCACAUCGUCCAAGUCGACAAAACUGGUGCAUGGCGGUGUGCGCUACCUAGAGAAGGCCGUCAAGCAGCUCGACUUUGAGCAGUACAAGAUGGUCAAGGAGGCGCUCAAUGAACGUCGCAACUUCCUACACAUUGCGCCGUACCUGUGCUCAUCACUGCCGAUCCUGAUUCCCGCCUACUCAUGGUGGCUCAUUCCCUACUACUAUGCAGGCACGUUCUUGUACGACCUGAUAGCCGGCAGCCAAAACAUGGGCAGGUCGUACAUGGUGGGCCGCAACAAGGCACUCGAGGCGUUCCCUAUGCUCCGUGCCCACAACCUCGCUGGUGGCGUUGUGUACUUUGACGGGCAGCAAGAUGACACGCGUAUGAACAUUGCCCUUGUGCUUACAGCAAUCCAGCAUGGUGCCGUCGCAGCCAAUCACACGGAAGUCGUCGCCCUCAACAAGACGCCGGCUGGUGGAGACGACAAGCCAGGACGCAUCAUUGGCGCUCGGCUGCGCGACAUGCUGACAGGCGAAGAAUUCGAUGUGAAGGCGAAGGGUGUUGUCAAUGCCACUGGCCCGUUCUGUGACGCACUACGCAAGAUGGACGAUCCCACCUCCGCUGACAUUGUGUCGCCGUCAUCCGGUGUCCACGUUACUUUCCCAGGCUACUUCAGCCCGCGAGGCAUGGGUUUGUUGGACCCGGCCACGAGUGAUGGCCGCGUGAUCUUCUUCCUCCCAUGGCAAGGCGCUACAAUUGCUGGCACCACAGACGUUGCUGCGAAGGUGGAGCCACACCCUCUGCCAGGAGAGAAAGAAAUUGACUGGAUCCUCGACGAGGUGCGCAAUUACCUGAACGCAGACGUGUCGGUCAAGCGCACCGAUGUGCUGAGUGCUUGGAGUGGUCUGCGCCCAUUGGUCAAAGACCCCGCGGCGCGUGACACGCAGAGCCUUGUGCGCAACCACAUGAUCAACGUCAGCAAGAGCGGCCUGCUGACAAUCUCCGGCGGCAAAUGGACGACCUACCGUGAGAUGGCCGAGCAAACCGUCGACAAGGCCAUUGAGGCAUUCGACCUUAAGCCUCUGCAUAACUGUUUGACAAAGCAGGUACGUCUUAUUGGCAGCCACUCUUGGUCUCGUACGAUGUACGUGCGCUUGCUCCAGGAGUUCGGCCUCGACACAGACGUAGCUCUGCACCUAUCGAAUUCGUACGGAGACCGCGCAUGGAGUGUAUGUUCAGUUGCGAAGCCCACAGGCGACCGGUAUCCACUGCAUGGCAUUCGUCUCGACCCACAGCUCCCCUAUAUCGAAGCUGAGGUCCGCUACGCCACGCGUGCCGAGUUUGCCGUCAAGGUAGCUGACUUUAUUGCACGACGCUCGCGUAUGGCCUUCCUCAACACGGAAGCGACGAUCGAAGCUCUCCCACGCAUCGUCGAUAUUAUGGGCGAGGAACUCGACUGGUCUGAGACGCGCAAACAAACCGAGUUCCGUGAGGGAAUCCUGUUCCUUGCGUCCAUGGGUCUGGACCUACUUCGCGUGAAUGAUCUCGCCAAUGUCAGCCUUAUUGAGGCGCGCAGAUGGAAGGACACUUCUUCGCCGCGCCAGCUAAGCCCAGCCUUGUCGGCAAGUCCUAUGCAAAGCGCCGCAUAA